AUGUUUGAAUGGGUACCAGGUUGGUUAUGGUGGUUUUUGGGAUUAUAUGCAUCCAUUCCAUUGGUUUGUUAUAUAGUUGUCCCUUACAUCUUUUACGCUGAUAAAUCCACGAAGAAGAGAAUUAUCAUUUAUGUUCUAGGUGAUCUCGGACAUUCCCCACGUAUGUGCUAUCAUGCUCGUAGCUUCAGCAAACUUGGCUGGCAAGUGGAACUAUGUGGCUACAUUGAGGAAAAGCCACCGGUAGACAUUAUAGAAGAUCCAAAUAUAACGAUACAUGAGCUCCCUCAAUGGCACUGCGAUAAAAAGCAGGCUUUUCUGGUGGAGGCAAUUCGCAAGGUUUUGUUCCAGAUAGGUGGAAUUGUCAAGAGUCUUUGGAUUUUAAGAGGUAGUGAUUAUAUUUUGCUACAAAACCCUCCUAGUAUUCCUAUUUUACCGCUUGCAGUCAUUUUCAAGAUUCUAACUCGUAGCAAGCUCAUUAUUGAUUGGCAUAAUUUUGGAUACUCAAUUCUGCAAUUGAAAGUAGGAUCUUUCUGGCAUCCAUUGGUGUUGAUUUCUUUCUUAAUUGAGUAUUUCUUCGCUAAGUUUGCUAAUAUAAAUCUUACGGUUACAAAAGCUAUGAAGGACUAUCUAACUAAUACCUUCGGUAUCUCAGCAAAAAAAAUAGUGGUGCUCCACGACAGACCAGCAACACAAUUCAAACCCUUGGUGAAAGGGAGAAUAGAAGCUCUACAGCAAGAUUUUAUUAAAAGUCUCAUCCCAAGCGAUUUUGACGUUUCCAAAGGCGAUAAGAUUCUCGUCACUUCAACAUCUUUCACACCUGAUGAAGACUUGUCCCUUCUGAUUGGUGCUCUAAAAAUUUACGAGAAUUCAUAUAAAAAGUUUGAUAACGGUCUGCCUCGAAUUCUUUGCUUCAUAACGGGCAAAGGACCUUUGAAACAGACGUACGUUGAUAAGGUGAACGAAGAAGAAUGGGAUCGUGUUAAGAUUGAAUUUGUUUGGCUCUCCGCAGAUGAUUAUCCAAAGUUACUGCAACUUUGUGAUUACGGUGUUUCAUUGCACAUGUCAAGCUCAGGAUUGGACUUACCAAUGAAAAUCUUGGAUAUGUUUGGAUCGGGACUUCCAGUCAUCGCGUUUAAUUAUCCGGUACUCGACGAAUUAGUUCAGCAUAACGUGAAUGGAUUAAAGUUUUUGGAUAGAAGAGAAUUGCAUGAGGCGUUAAUUUUUAUAGCAAAAGAUAAAAACGUUGGCGAUACGUUGAAGCAGGGUGCAAUGCUGGAAUCUGAAAAUAGAUGGGAACAGUCUUGGGAACAAGCAAUGCAAGAAGCAAAGCUAUUACAUUAA
Lachancea fermentati is the source of this 1341-nucleotide messenger RNA. NCBI's taxonomy places the organism in Eukaryota, Fungi, Ascomycota, Saccharomycetes, Saccharomycetales, Saccharomycetaceae. The record is from the annotation of a GenBank genome assembly.